Acanthaster planci (crown-of-thorns starfish) is the source of this 957-nucleotide messenger RNA. Its product is annotated as beta-microseminoprotein-like. The record is from RefSeq and is a predicted model, not a curated record. NCBI's taxonomy places the organism in Eukaryota, Metazoa, Echinodermata, Asteroidea, Valvatida, Acanthasteridae.
GGCAGAGGAGGAUACAAAUGGCAUUACAAACCCGGCACCGCGACAUUCGUAUCCCAGGCUGUUCCCGUGACGCGAGGGGCUGACUUUACGGCAAAUUAAUCAGGCUCUACCAGAUCGGCUAUCCGUUUGCGUUCCUUUCCAACAAAAUACUACCAGCAGCGAUGGUGUCUCACAUGGUAGUGAUGUUUAUGUGCCUGUCACUGGCAGUUUUAAUGUCUAACACAGACGCCCAGUGCUACUAUUUUGAUGAGCCUUGUGUUUAUCAGAAUCACCGAUAUGGUUUGUUUGAUAUGUGGGAGACUGAUGACUGUGAGUCGUGUUUCUGCACUGGUGACGUUGGCUACGAGUGCUGUUCAAAGUUUUAUGUCCCCACCGUCUACGACCGACAGCAAUGCACCGUAUUCAAAGACAAGACCACCUGUCAGACGCGACUCCUGGACAAACACGGCAAAGAAUGCGAGGCCCUCGUCGGCGUCCUGUAGCGACCUGCUCCUCGUUUCCGUUGAAUGAGUGGAAAUUCCAUGGAAGUUUGUGGCCUAUUUUUAGGUUCCUGUUUCCCUCCUAUAUCUUUUUGUUUUCCUCAUUUUAUAUUGUCAAGCACAAUGGAUUUUGUUCCCUUCUUUCUUUUUUGUCGUGUGGUUUUACGGGGUCUGUAAAAACCGGAUGUUGUUCACCAGGAGUCUUUGUAACUGAUUAUUAUUGAUAGACAUUGUUGUAAAGCCAGAGGCCUUUGAAAAGAACUACUUUCUCAGACAUAGCCCAACAGAAUGUAGAACUUAUUAAAACAACGGAAGCCUUACAAAUGAUUUGGCACAAGGCACAAUCAGCGACAAUAUCCGCCUAGAGGAGAAACACGCCCUCAUCGAUUGAUAAGAGCCAUUUGGUCGGGAGUGCUCAUUUUGUUGGUAGCGAUGUAACCGCAAUGCGUGCAUUUCAUAGUCGUUUGUGUAUCAGCAA